This is a messenger RNA of Lolium rigidum, 913 nucleotides long. RefSeq names its product nitrogen regulatory protein P-II homolog. The record is from RefSeq and is a predicted model, not a curated record. Lineage: Eukaryota; Viridiplantae; Streptophyta; Magnoliopsida; Poales; Poaceae. Gene Ontology annotation, cellular component: chloroplast thylakoid; cytosol. Gene Ontology annotation, molecular function: ATP binding; enzyme regulator activity. Gene Ontology annotation, biological process: regulation of nitrogen utilization. The coding region runs from base 109 to 720 and encodes 203 amino acids. The transcript has 7 exons.
CUUGAUGGACCAAAAGCGCACAAGCAGACGACAUCACAGUCACCAGACGACUACGACAUCACCAGCUAUCCCCGGCCGCCGCAAUCGCCAACAACUGCGUUCAUCAUCAUGCCGCCGGCAACCACCACCGCCUCGGUCCCUAUGCCCGGCUCGCUCCUCAACCAUUCGGCAUCCCUCAGGCGACCCUUCCCCGCCGCCGCCGGCCGCCUCCUCCCCUCGCGUGGGCCUAGGCCGCUCGUACAGGUCAACUCGGCCCCUCGUCGCCGCCCUGCCACGGCCGCGCGAGCCCAGAGCGCUUCCGCCCCAGAUUACCUGCCAGACUCGGAGUUCUACAAGAUCGAGGCCAUUCUUAGGCCAUGGAGGGUGUCGCAUGUGUCGUCGGGUUUGCUGCAAAUGGGGAUCAGAGGUGUCACGGUGUCCGACGUGCGGGGUUUUGGGGCGCAAGGCGGGUCUACUGAGCGGUAUGAAGGGUCAGAAUUUUCAGAAGAUACAUUUAUUGCUAAAGUCAAAAUGGAAAUAGUCGUGUGCAAGGAGCAGGUUGAACCAGUAAUUGAUAAAAUAAUUGAGAAGGCAAGAACUGGAGAAAUUGGCGAUGGGAAGAUAUUCUUGAUACCUGUCUCAGACGUCGUGAGGAUACGCACGGGCGAGCGCGGAGAGCACGCCGAGAGGAUGACCGGUGGUCUGUCGGACAGGCUGUCCCCGGUGAUAACGAUCUCAUGAGUAGCGUUUCGCCUGUCUUUGCUGCCUGCCAGCACGUCAUUGUGUUGGCUGAUAUGGCCGUGUAUGUGUGAUGUGUCCUUCGGUGAAUAAUCUGUUAACUUUGCGUGCCGCGGGAUCCUGUGCUGGAUGUGUUUCUUGGAAACUCCCUGGUGCCUAUGGUGAGAAAAUAAAAAUGUGGAUGGAAAUUGGAAUC